UACAGCGGCUGUAACAGAAGAAAAAUUUCUAUCCGGUUUCCAAAAGUAUCCGCUGCAUUUUCUUGAUCAGCAUCAAACUGGGCACAACAUGAGUUUUAAGCUAAGUGGAAACACAAUAACCUAAAUUGUGUUGGAAAUUUGAAGAAGUUCUACGCCAACGAACUCGCAUGAUGAAGGUAAAGAUCCGACAGUGGAACGGAGUGGCCUCUUGGUUGUGGGUGGCUAAUGAUGAAAACUGUGGGAUCUGCAGGAUGCCUUUCAAUGGCUGCUGCCCGGAUUGUAAGGUGCCGGGGGAUGACUGCCCACUGGUCUGGGGUCAGUGCUCCCACUGUUUCCACAUGCAUUGCAUUUUGAAAUGGCUGAACUCGCAGCAGGUCCAGCAGCAGUGCCCCAUGUGCCGACAGGAGUGGAAGUUCAAAGAAUAAACCUGAGGUUCCCGCAGAGACUCGCUGAGGGCUGUUCUUGGAUUUAAUUUUUAUACCGGUUGUACAUAACUGUUUUUGUAUUCCUUAUUUGUUGUAAUGCAACAGGACAUUCAGAACUUCUGUUGACAGAAUUAGUAUGUGAUUAAAUAAAAUAAACCUACUUUCAAAUGCA
Messenger RNA from Pungitius pungitius (ninespine stickleback), 597 nucleotides. It is a transcript of the gene anapc11, whose product is annotated as APC11 anaphase promoting complex subunit 11 homolog (yeast). NCBI's taxonomy places the organism in Eukaryota, Metazoa, Chordata, Actinopteri, Perciformes, Gasterosteidae. Gene Ontology annotation, molecular function: ubiquitin protein ligase activity; zinc ion binding; cullin family protein binding. The transcript is spliced from 3 exons. Gene Ontology annotation, cellular component: nucleus; anaphase-promoting complex. The record is from RefSeq and is a predicted model, not a curated record. Gene Ontology annotation, biological process: protein ubiquitination; positive regulation of mitotic metaphase/anaphase transition; anaphase-promoting complex-dependent catabolic process. Bases 168 to 425 code for a protein of 85 amino acids.